AGUUUGAAUAUAGACAAAUAUGGUAAGUACCUGAUCUUUUCCUCGCCUACCAACACAGGACCAAUAUCCACGAACUGAUGCACGCGCUUGGGUCCUACCAUGAACGCUGUCGUCCAGACCGUGACAAAUAUUUGACCGUUAUAGCUAAAGAAAAUUAUACGGAUUUUGGAAAAGUGUGUGAGAUGGAUGUGGUGUGUUUUGGUCCGUAUGAUCCAGAAUCAAUCAUGCAUUAUUCCCUGGGAUGUUAUCCCCAAGGACGAUGUAUACAAGCGAAGCCAGGGACGGAAAGAACAAAUGCUAUGGGCCAACGUGUAAGGUUAAGUGCUUAUGAUAUAAAUGCACUUAAUGCACUUUAUCUUAGCUCCCAAGUUAAGGAGGAGUUUAAAAAUGAAAGUGACACCUCUCUAAGUGCGCUCCCCUUGGGACCGUAGUAAAAAAAUAGUAGAAUG
Molecule: messenger RNA, 449 nt
Organism: Rhizophagus irregularis DAOM 181602=DAOM 197198
Lineage: Eukaryota; Fungi; Glomeromycota; Glomeromycetes; Glomerales; Glomeraceae
Source: RefSeq, a predicted model, not a curated record